Molecule: messenger RNA, 3409 nt
Organism: Paramecium octaurelia
Lineage: Eukaryota; Ciliophora; Oligohymenophorea; Peniculida; Parameciidae
Source: the annotation of a GenBank genome assembly
AUGAUGCAAUAUAUUGUAUAUGAUUGUAACAUCGAGAUAAUUUAGUAUUGGUAAUGUCAAACUUGCAUUAAUUUUUAGUUGUGAGCUGAUGAAAUUUUAUGCUCAUUUAGGAAUAAUUCAAAAGGAAAAAUCACAACGAAUAAUAAAAGGGAAUGAAUUUCAUUAAUUUACCAAGAAAACCUAAAUUUUAAACAAAAUAAGGAGACAGAAAGUCAUAUUAUUUUAAGGGUUGGUUAGAGAAAGAAUCCUAUUUUAUUAAUAGAGUACAUUAUGUCUAGCAAAUACUUUAGAUAAAUUAAAUCGUCUUGGACAAGCUUUAGAUUAUUAUGAUUCAUCUAUUUUGAAAAACUCUAAGAAAUCUGGUUAUUAAAAUGGUCCUUCAGGUUACUAUGUUAAUUAAGGUAAAAAAACAGAAUAAUUGGUUAGUUAUCAUUUUAUUAAAAAUGAAAAGAUUUGAAGAAGCAUUGAAAAUUUGUGAUUAAUGUCUUUAGAAACAUUCUGAAAACUCAUACUAUUUUGAUAUCAAAGGUUUACUUAAAUUCUUUUAAAUUAUAGCAACAAUUUUAUAGAGUCUGAAUAGAUUUGAUGAAGCAUUGGAGUAUUAUGAUUUAGCUAUUUAGAAGAAUCCUCAAAAUUCUCUCUAUUAUUUUAACAAAGGUUGAAAUAUUAUUGAUAAUUUCUUAGCUACCACAUUAGGAAACAUGAAUCGAUUUGAAGAAGCAUUAAAUUUAUUUGAUUAAGCAAUUGAAAAAUAGCCUGAAGAAUCAGACUAUUUUAAUAGCAAAGGUAUGUUAAAAACUUGAAUAAUUUAAGCUAUUAUUCUAAAGAAAAUGAAUCGAUUUGAAGAAGCAUUGCAAUAUUAUGAUUAAGCUAUUCAGAAAAACCCUUAAAAUUCUACAUUUUACUAUAACAAAGGUAUAAAUUAUCAAGAUCAUUUAAUAGCUCUUACUUUAUCUAAAAUGAAUAGAGAUGAAGAAGCAUUGGGUUAUAAUGAUUAAUCUAUUUAGAAAUGCCAUGAAAAUUCAGACUAUUAUUUUAGUAAGGGUAAAUUAGAAUUUAUAUAAUUUCAAAAGCAAUUACACUAAAAAAAUUGAAUCGACUUGAAGAAGCAUUGCAAUUUUAUGAUUAAGCUAUUAAAAUGAAUCCUGAAAAAUCUGAAUACCACAACAACAAAGGUACAUGAUUAUCUCUCUAUAUCUUAAAGGGACAACUUUAAGCAAAAUGAAUAGAUUUGACGAAGCCUUGAAAUGUUAUGAUUUAGCUAUUUAAAAGAAUCCUCAAAAUUCUCUAUAUUAUUUUAACAAAGGUUGAAAUACUAUUGAUAAUUUCUUAGCUAGCACAUUAGGAAACAUGAAUCGAUUUGAAGAGGCAUUAAAUUUAUUUGAUUAAGCAAUUGAAAAAUAGCCUGAAGAAUCACAUUAUUAUUAUUAUAAAGGUAGAAUUAUUACUAUUUAAUUUCAUAGCAAUGACUUUAUCCAAUAUGAGGAGAUUUGAAUAAGCAUUUGAAUAUAAUGGUUUAGCUAUUCAAAAAAACCCUGAAGAUUCUACCUAUUAUACUAAUAAAGGUUUAGCAUUAAGAAAUUUUAUAGCUCUUGAUUUAAUGGGUUUGAAUAGAUUAAGCGCAGCAAUUCAUUUUUUGGAUAGUGCUAUUGAGAAGAAUCCUGAAAUUUCCUUUAAUUAUUAUCUUAAAGGUAAAUUACAAUCUCUCUCAUUACUAAGGCGAAGCAUUAAUUAAAAUGAACUAAUUUGAAAAUGCCUUGGUAUAUUUUGAUUAAGCCAUUAUGAAAGAUGAUAAAAAUUCAAAAUAUUAUUCUGGCAAAGGUACUUGGAUUACAUGUCUAUUUCAUAGCAUAAGCUCUAAUUUCCAUGAAUAGAUUUGAAGAAGCUUUAGAAUUUAACUCAUUAGCUAUUGAUAAUAACCCUGAAGAUUCUCGCCAAUAUUUUGUAAAAGGUAAUUACUACGCCAAUAUUUUAGCUUUCAUAUUAGGUUCUAUGAAUAGACUUGAAGAGGCAUUAGAUUUCUUUGAACUAGCUAAUGGGAAAAAUAUUGAAAUUAACAAUAAUCCAGAUAAUCAAUAUCUUUGCUAAGGUAGAAUACAAUAAGUUUAAUUUUUAGCCUUUAUGUUAGAAAAAAUGAAUAGAUAUGAAAAAGCUUUGUAGUGUUGUACUUUAGCAAUUAAAUGUAACCCUGAAAAAUCUGAUGUUUAUUCUGUUUCAGGUACAUUAAAUUCAGAAUAACUGCUUAGCUUAUAUAUUAGAUAAAAUGAACAGAUUUGAAGAAGCGUUGUAAUAUUAUGACAUAGCUAUUUAAAUAGCCCCUGAAAAUUCAAACUAUUACAAUGACAAAGGUAUAUUAAAAAUCUCUAUAACUUUAAAGCAAUUACUUUAAAGAAAAUGAAUCAUUUUGAGAAAGCGCUGAUAUACCAUGACUAAGCAAUAAUAAAAAAUUCUAAGGAUCCAGAUUUUUAUUUUAAUAAAGGUAUAUUUAAUGUAGAGUGGUGUUUAGGUAAUACAUUAGUUAAAAUGAAUAGAUUUCAUGAUGCUCUUUAGUAAUUUGAUUUAGCAAUUUUGAGAAAAUCUGAUUCUAACUAUUAUUUUGCAAAAGGUAGGCAUGUCUGUGAAUUAAAGCAUAAACUUUAGAAUAAUUGGAUAGAUUUGAAGAAGCUUUACAAUAUUAUGACAAGUCUAUUUUGGAAACCCCUGAAAAUUCUAACUGUUAUUUCAAUAAAGGUAAAUACUAUAAUUUUAAUCACUUAGCAAAUACACUAUAGACAAUGAAUAUGUUAAAUGAAUCCCUUUAAUAUUAUGACUUAGCGAUAUCGAAAAAUCCAGAAAAUUCUGAGUUUUUUAUUAAUAAAGGUACAAUGAAAUCACUUAACUAAAUAGCUAAUGUAUUAAGUAAAAUGAAUAGAUUCGAAGAAGCACUUUAACAUUAUGAUUAAGCCAUUUAGAGAUACCCUGAAAAUUCUGAAUAAUAUUUCAACAAAGGUAAAUUCUAUAGAACAAUGUAUAAGGUAAUGUUUUAGAGAAAAUGAAUAGAGGUGAAGAAGCAUUGAUUAAUUAUGAUUUAGCAAUUUAGAAAAACCCUGAAAAUUCUGAAUAUAAAUAUUUCAAAGGUAGAUAAAUAUUUUAAAUUUUUCAGCAGAAACACUAUAUAAAAUGAAAAGAUAUGAAGGAGCAUUGGAAUAUUUGGAUUCUGCUAUUUAAUUAAACCCACAAAAUCAUGACUAUUAUAAUGGCAAAGGAAUGUUUAAUCAAAUAAUUAUCUAGCUCUUACACUAGAGAGGAUGAGUAGAAUUGAAGAAGCUUUGGAACUUUUUGAUUUAGCGAUUGAGAAAAACCCUAAAGUUACAUAUUUAUAUUUUAACAAAGGUAUAUCUGUUAACUUUCUUAGCUAAUAUAUUAUUUA